GAUUGACUGUGGCUGCGCUUCCUUUCCCCUUCGAUCCUCCUUGGUUUCCACCACGUCAAAGGCAAAGUCGCAAUGGACGGACCCUCAGGUACCAGCGGCGGGCAUCAACCGGCGCCGCAGAGUCAAGCAUCUCAUGCUGCUGCUGCUGCUCAGCAGUCGAUGACUGACUCAGGCGCCGGCAUGGCACCCUUCGCUCCUCAAGGACCGCAAGCUGGCCCUUCCUCUUUGCCUGCGCCCAGCGCAAUGGGGCCGCCAUCAUACCCCGCAACAUCAGAAUCAGCAACACCAGCGUUCGAACCCUCUUCCUCAUCACUCGGUCAGAUGGGUCCACCAUCCACAGACCCCGCAGGCGGAGGUGGCCCGCGCUCCUCGGGCAGAGCCAUCCGCCCAUCGCUCCGAGCAUCAGGCAUCGCAGUCCCUUCCCCCCUCACCGGCGAGCCUGCAGCACCUUCACCCGCCCGUCCCAAGUCCUCAGGGGCAAUCUCUCCUCCAGCUGGAGGUGCGCCCAACCGGCUACGACGCUCUCAUCGACCCCGAGCCUCACACAAUCGCACCGCCUCUCGAUCGGCUCCCCGUCUCAAGCUCUCCCUCAAAUCCCACCAAGCUGGUCGUGCAGGCGCCACCUCUGGCAGCGGAGCUUCGAGGCACAACAAGACUCACGCGUAUAUGCAGGGCUUCGAAGAUCGCGAGAUGGACAGCUCAGACGACGAGACGGGCGAGGGGAUGGCGUUCGAGGAGCAGUUGAUCCUUCGAUUACCCGAUGGGGACGUCGCCAAGAGGCUCAAGGACAAAGUGCAGAAGAGACAGGUCGGCGUGCCCUUGGAAGGCGCUGCUGAGGGUAGUAGCGGCGGAGGAGAGCAAGUAACUCUCAAAUUCAAAGACUCGCGCAGGGCGAUGUUCAAGGUGGGCAAGGAUAUGUUUUCCGCCAAGCUCGUCGAUUUGCCGACGAUGAUCGAGUCGCAUAAGACUCUUGACAACAGACGACUCUUCAAGGUGGCUGAUAUCAGUCAGAUGUUACUCGCCACGCACGUCAUCAACGACGAGAGCGAGGUCACCUCUGGUGGAGCAGCAGCAGCCGCCCAAGAUCUCACCGGCGACUCGAACAUGCCACCUCCAAACGGCGAUCAUGGCGAUCCCUCCGGUACCACUAGCUCUGCCUUCAACAUUGACGAUUUUAUCUACCCGCACGGCCUCACGCCACCCAUGCGUUGGGCGCGAAAGCGUCGUUUCCGUAAACGCAAACAGCGUCGUCAGACUACAGAGACGGUCGAGCAGGAAGUUCAGCGAUUGCUUGCAGACGACGCGAAUGCUGAUGAGACGCACUACGAGAUGGUAGAUGAGGCGGAACUCGAGGAGGAGGAACGAGGGGGACGCGGUGUGUCAAGAGCAGGCACUGUAGGGAGGGAUAGGGAGGGUACUGCUGCUACGGACGGCCUCCGCGGUGGCUCAGCAGCUCCCUCGACUGCGAGGGGGAGCGUGGAGCCUUCCGCUGCUGCACGACGACCGUUCGAUGACGACGCUGCUUCCACAGUGGCGGGCGACGAUCUUGAGAAUGCCUCACAGAUGGGCGAAGGAGACACGAUGCUGGACGACGACGAGGAAGAUGACGACGACGACAUGUCCCGCCGCGGUGAUGGAGAUGAGGAUGGAGAUGUUGACCUGGAUCUGCAAGCUGAGCUUGAAGCUGCUCUAGACGACGACGACGACGAAGACGAGGAAGACGACGGAGCUUCUUCCGUGGUCAGUCGCGGGCAGAGCCAAGUUGACGGCGGAGCGUCAGACGACGAGGACCUCUGGGACGAUGGCGCAGGCGGAGACGACGAUGACGGCGACGAUGCAGCCGGUGACGGCGGAGCGGACGAUGAUGACGAUGAGGAAGGGGAAGAAGAGGACGGCGACGACGAUGACGAGAAUGCAGGCGAGAGUGCUCGAGGUCCCUCUCUGCGCGAGUCGCGCAUCCGCUUGGACCAACUUGAGGCCGAAUGCAAGGAAAUCGACUCCCUCAUCCGCCGCAAGACCGUCGAAGCGGAAGGCACUGUCAACAUCUUGAUCAAACGACGUCAGCUCGAGGCUCUCAAGAAGUUGCAGCAUGAGCGCGAGCUUAAAGGCUCUAGGCUGACUGCUCUCAAGGAGGAGAGGAGGGAGGCCAAGGAAAUGAAGGAGGUGGGAAAGGAGGAGAGACGAAAGAGGGAGAUGAUGAUGAGGCAAGGGGAGAUGCAGAGGGUUGAGGAGGAGAGGAGGCGCGCGCAAGAGGAAGAUGAAGCUGCGGAGGAUCAGGAGGGGGGCAGACAGCAGGCAGCUGCCAGGGCGGGCUCAACCACCUCGACUUCAACGCCCGCCGGUACUAGCAAGUCGGCAAGUCAAGGAAAGCAAGCUCAGCACAAAGCUCGAUUCGCACCCUCGAGCAACACACCGGCCAGCGCCACACCUGCGGCAAUCAGCGGCAGCUCAAGCGCUCAAGACCUAGAACAGGUUAUGGAUGUCGAUGCAGAUGCAGACGUGGACGCGGAUGCAGACGGCGAAGCGGACGACGACGAAGGGGAGGCCCAGCCGUCUGCGGCGGGUGAGGAGGGAGGCGAGGAGGACGCGGAGGGGGAGGAGGAAGAUGAUGAUGAUUUGUGGAGCUAGCGAGACCAGAAGCCACCUACUUGAUCGAUCCGCAGGCAGCGGAGCAACUUGUAAUUGUAGAGGAUUAACCCUUU
Molecule: messenger RNA, 2702 nt
Organism: Jaminaea rosea
Lineage: Eukaryota; Fungi; Basidiomycota; Exobasidiomycetes; Microstromatales
Exons: 1
Coding region: 73-2628 (851 amino acids)
Biological process (GO): RNA polymerase II preinitiation complex assembly; transcription initiation at RNA polymerase II promoter
Cellular component (GO): transcription factor TFIID complex
Molecular function (GO): RNA polymerase II general transcription initiation factor activity
Source: RefSeq, a predicted model, not a curated record